UUACCAUAUUUUCCCUCAGUUUCAGCUCAAAGUCUUAAAGGCAAUCUUGAUUCCAUGCAACACCAGAUACAGUGUUUGGAAAACAAUAUCAAGAAGUUCCCCAAAACAGAAGAUCCUCAUGAUAAAUUUCUUGAAAAAAUGGUCAGCUUUGCUAAGAGUGCCAGAGAACAAUAUGAAAAGUUGUCCAACAUGCAUAACAACAUGAUAAAGUUGUAUGAUAAUUUGGGGGACUACUUCACUUUUGAUCCUAAAUCUGUGAGUGUUGAGGAAUUCUUUGGAGACCUAAGUACAUUCCGGACAUUAUUUUUGGAAGCAUUGAAGGAGAACCAUAAAAGAAGAGAACUGGAGGAGAAGACAAAGAGAGCCAAACUUGCAAAAGAGAAAGCAGAACGUGAAAAAUUGGAGCGGCAACGGAAGAAAAAGCAACUGAUUGACAUGAAUAAAGAAGGCGAUGAGACGGGAGUGAUGGAUAAUCUUCUGGAAGCACUGCAGUCUGGGGAAGCAUUCAGGGAUCGCAGGAAACGAAUGCCAAGGACUCAAGAUAACCGAAAAGUAACUUUGGAAAGGUCACGUUCCCGUCAGAAUGGAACUGUCGCAGCGGUAUGAUUGCCCCCACCCCACCCCGUGCCAAAGAACUGCUGUUUUAUUUACUUUAAAUGGAGACACGGUGUAAAAAGAGUGUGAAGAAUCAUGGGCAGAAAUUAAACUUAAAAGGAAUUCUAGAAAAUAAAAACCAGAAGAAUAAAUAUGUAUUUUUACAAACAUUCCUGUGUAGAAAAGAAGAAAAACCACUUAGUGUAUAUUACGAAGGAAAUAUCCAAGAGCUAAAAGCAGUGUUAAAAUAUCAGCUUCUAUUCCUUUCUCUUUCUCUCUCCUUGGUAUUGUAGUUGUUAAUGGGCAACUAAGAAUGCAGACAUGAUUAAGGGAGUUAUUCGCAGUUCUCAUAAAUGAUGUGAAUGAUAAUUUUUCUGUUUAAAUUAACAGCAUCAAAAGAUCAGGUCGGCGAUCCAGUUUUAAUUCUUAUUUUGACAUUAAAAGAAAAAAUCUGCAUAUUAAUGAAUUUAGAUGUACUGAUACAGUAGAUGAGACACUGUGUUUUGCAAACAUGAGGGGACAGUAUCCUGUCAAUUUUUCUCGAAUCCUAUUUCAAGAUAUAAACAUGAUGGAUUCAGCUCUUUGGGUUUCAAUCAAAACUUUAUUACAAAUCUAUAGCCUCAGUGGUAGAAAGAUACUUAUCACUGCUUUAAGCAAGAUCAUAGGAUUGAACCAAAGUUAAACUGUACCAUUUGCAGAACAAGUUUCAACCAUAUAUAAAGAAGGAUUUUUUAAUUGGGCACUUAUAUAAAUUUUACAGCUACAGAUUUCCAGUACUCUUGUAUUUUCUUAGUUUCAGAGUUUAAAUCUAUCAAUGAGUAAGGAGUCAGAAUUAGUUUUCUUAGGUUUACUCAAAUGGACUGUACACAACCUUUGGGCUAGAAUAAUAACAAUGAAGAGAGAGAGAGAAUCCUUAAUACCUCUAUCAUAUCACUUCUCUAUGUCUUUGGACUAUUUUGACCCAUACUUUUUCUUGAUUAGCCCAAAGAUUAUCAACCUCAAUGGACUGAAAAUAUCACACUUCUGCGGUAUGCUGUAAAAAUACUUUCUGUCCCAGUGUGUAUGCAUGUCUGUGUGCAUAUUUCAGAGAAUGAAGUGUCUCUCUUAGGAAGGAAUGUGCUGUGUUUACUGCUGAUGAUUAGAGAAAUAUUCUUAGAGGUGCAAAAAGAUACCUUAAAGCAAUUCUCACCAAUAGGUUUACAGCAGCAACUCUGAGGCACUUUGAAGGUGACGGAGGGAAGCUAUUACCAUUCUAAGUGUUGUUUAAAACUCAGGCAAACCAACUAAAAAGACAUCACACCAUUGCUAAGAUUCCUAAAUAAGUUGUUUCAAAACCACGACCGUAUACAUCAAUGGCCUACAUUAAUGCAUAAAGUUUCCAUUUUAAUUUUCUGAAGUUUCUGUGCCUCUUAGAACAUCAGUCAUAAAAAAGUAUACCUAUCUUAUGUAUUGUUUGCUUAUUGAAAACCUCCUGCAGGGGCUAAACAGGGAAUGUCUUCCUUGUUGAGACAUUCUAGAUGAAUGCUAUCCAUAACUUUCUGUUAGCCCAAGAAAAAAGAACAUUGCUUACAGUACUGCCCACUCUUAUUCCAAAGAACACAGGGCAAGAUGAAGAUCAGGUUUUAUCCUCUUACAGAUUUUAACCACUUACAGUAGACAACUGUUGUAAGAUGACCUUGUAAGCUUUCCAGCUGAACAAGGAGACCAAACUUGUUUGAGGAGGUUGCAACCUCUCGAUUCAAAACCAGCAUCUCAUAGGUACUUUAGACUCAUCUAUCAGUAUUGGAGUUGCUUACAAGUUCAGCUGUAUGAGGAACCAAACCUUGAGGGUCUACUUAUGUCUGCUGUAAAGUUCAGAAACUCAUACUAAUUUCACAGGGAGUGGAUAAGAUCUGUUGUUUUGUAGAAAUAGGAUGUCAGCUUAGCAAAUGGCACACUUGACAUAUUGCUACAGAUCUUUCCGACAAUGACUAAUAGUUUUAGUAAAAGAGAUAGCAUUCUGAAUUUUUUUCCCACUCUGUAAGAAUUUAUUAAUAGGCAUAAAGUAAGCAAUGAUGUUCUUUCAUUAUCAGUCUAAUUUGCAUUUCUCUGGCACACACAUUGAGACUCAAAACUCAUUUAAUACAUAAAGUCAAAAUGAUAACUCAUGUGAAUGUACAAAGUGUUUUCUAAUCUACAGUGUUUUCAAUUGUGCAUUGAAACUCAUAAUGACGUAAGUAAUUUCCUAGAAAUUGAAAGCCAAAACAUUAAUGAAAUUAUCAGAGCAUCUAUAAACAUAACCUUCUUAACAUGUUACAGAUUUUUUUUUUCUGUACCAUUAAUGAUUAUGGCUGCAUUAUUUUUCAUUUCCUGACAUUUUGCUGGUGAGCAAGCCAAUAGUUGGCAACUAGAGAUUUUAAAGAACAAAAAUCUAAAAAAGGAGCAAAUGCAGAAUAUCAUCUAAGCAUGUUUUGGUACUUCAAUUUUCUCAGCCCACUCACUCUGCUUUUGGAAUAUUUUAUGUAAAUUAAAAGGCAUGUACCUUAAUAAAGCAAAAAGAAAAAUAUAUAUUGUAAAUAGAGGAUAUUUGUAUUUAUAAAAUCAAAAAGUAUUUUCUGAACUUCAUGUCAGAUAAUUGAAUCUUUUGAUAACUUUUUAUUCACUUUAAUGUUCAAGGUUUUUUUUAAAAAAAACAACCUUGAUUUUGCUAUUGAUGUGAUUCCUGUUUUGUCAUAUGUUUACUUUCCUUCCUAGGAAAAUGUAGUCUAGAAGUCGAACAUCUUCCUAAUUUGCCCUUGCCUUAUUUGCUAAUUUUGAGAACAAAAAAGUACCAAAAAAUGUGUUCAUCACUCACAAAAACACACAGAGACAUAUAAAUGCAUGGGCAUUCACAUAUGCACACAUAUAACACACAUAUCUAUUUAUGCGCAGGGAAAGAAAUUUAAAAGAAUAAACCAAGAAAAAAGGAAUUAGUGGAGAGGCUCCAAGUUAUUCAUAGCAUAUAGAGCUAUUUGCAAGUAUUAUCAUUCUAAAACUCUCUUUAGGUAUAUGAAAUAAAGCUAAAUUCUCUGGUUCUAUAUCUUUGGGUAGAGCCUACACCACACACACACACUUUCAUUUACUUAAAAAUAAGUAAAUUAUCAGUAACUACUAGUCAUUUUUCAAGGAAAAUCCCCCACACAUGCUUAGGAGGCUAUGCAGUACACCUCACAUAAACAUAGUUUGUGCUUUGAUCUUGCAACCACCCUAUCCAGCAUUUAAGUGAUAGUGCAAAGGCAGAAAUAAAAGCUCGCCAAAAGCUAAACGCUCUUGUAGACAAUGCUAACUGAUUUGUUGUAACCAAACCACUAUGAAAAAUUUAUAAACAAGUCACUUUAAACAGCACGCUUCUAAAUCUGUAUUACAAAUGUAGAUGACAGUGACUGAAGUUUACCUAUUAGUGCUAACCACUAUUUACCAGCUUAUGACAUAUGUAUAUAUAUAAUAUAUAUAAUGUUGUAUACCUAGAUAUUUAGCUAUAUUCAAAACACACACACAGACAUAUUGUAUAUAUAUAUACAUACAUACAUACACACACACACACACACACACACACACACACACACACACACACACCCUACCUCAGAGUGCUGUUUUAUUACACGUGGGCCAUUCUUUCUUCCUUUCCUUCUCAAGUACA
Python bivittatus (Burmese python) is the source of this 4252-nucleotide messenger RNA. The record is from RefSeq and is a predicted model, not a curated record. Lineage: Eukaryota; Metazoa; Chordata; Lepidosauria; Squamata; Pythonidae.